AUGAUGUUAAAUGGAAGUACACUCGUCUUGAUUCAAGUACUAACAUUAGUUCUUUCUGCUUACGCGACUGAAAAUGAUAGAAAUACAUGGUUGCCAUCUCUGCCUAUUGGUACGAUUUUUCUUUAUGGAGGCUUAUCUGUGCCAUCUGGUUGGAUUUUAUGCGACGGCACGGCUAUAUCGCGCCACAAUUACUCCGAUUUAUACCUUGUAAUCGGAGUAUUUUAUGGACCAGGUGAUCACACAACGACGUUUAACUUGCCUGACUUUCGAGCUAGAUUUCCAUUUGGUAUUAGUGAGGCUGAAAGUCGCACAGUAAGCGCACAUCAAGGAGGUGCCUUAGAAGUUACACUAACUGAACAGGAACUUCCUUCUCAUACUCACCAAAAAGGCAAUCUGUCAACUAGUAUAGCUGGUGGACACAUACACGAUUAUGAUGAUCCAGGUCAUGACCACGGUGGGCGCACCGGAGAUAGCGACUAUUCGAGAGGUUCCUACUCGAUGUUUGGUACCGGUGGUGGCGGCAAUGAUCGUGGAAUGCAUUCGCACCAAAUAAAUAGGGAUCAAGUACACAUUGCAAUUCGUAAUAAUGGAACCCAUGCUCAUGAAAUAGAAGGAAAUACGGCAAUGGCAGGAUCUGGAAAGCCUUUCAGUAUUGUGCCUUCUUACGAAAGUGUCUACUAUAUCAUAUACGCAGGACCACAAGCGGCCACCCUAAAGAUGUCGCACAGACCAAAGUAG
This is a messenger RNA of Adineta ricciae, 738 nucleotides long. NCBI's taxonomy places the organism in Eukaryota, Metazoa, Rotifera, Eurotatoria, Adinetida, Adinetidae. The record is from the annotation of a GenBank genome assembly.